Pteropus alecto (black flying fox) is the source of this 878-nucleotide messenger RNA. RefSeq names its product chromosome unknown C19orf18 homolog (gene CUNH19orf18). NCBI's taxonomy places the organism in Eukaryota, Metazoa, Chordata, Mammalia, Chiroptera, Pteropodidae. The annotation marks the transcript as partial. The record is from RefSeq and is a predicted model, not a curated record. The transcript has 7 exons.
GAGCUUCGUCUAGGCCCAGGACUCACUGCUGGUUGGGAAACUGGCUCCCAUUGUCACGGAUGCCGUGUUCAUCUGCCUGCUGUUGCUGAUGCUCACAUAGGCUAUAAGCAGUCACAGGACACAAAUGUCACCAAACAGCCCGCAGCGUCCUCUAAGAAAACUCAGGUACCUCAUUUUCAAGCGGUCUCCCCGCUCCCCCGCGGCCAUCUACUUCGGAGACCUACGAAGUUUCUGAGGCUUAAUGAUGCUGGGAAAGGAAAUACACCCGAGCCCACAAAGAGCAAGCAGGAUCUUAAAGCACAUUCAACAGAGCUGACCACCAACACCUGGGAUGCAGCACUGAUUCUGCACCGGCCUGCUCUCGUUCUCGUAAUUAUAAUCGCAUGUACAGCCUUAAGCAUCGCCCUGAUCUGUGGGCUCACGAUUUUUUAUAUGAUAUAUCGGUUGGUACGGGCUGAAGAAAGACAACAACUUGCGUUGCUUUAUAAAAAUGUCAGGAUACCAUUAUUAGAAGAUGAAGAGGAGAGCUCUGAGGACGAGGGCCAAGACGAGUCCAGUUAUCUGCUUCCAGAGAGUGAGAAGGAGCUGGAAAAGUUCAUUCAUUCAGUUAUUCGAUCAAAAAGAAGAAAACACAGUAAAAAGAUGAGAUUGAAGAACGAGCAAAAGUUUGUCAAGGACAUGAAAAUACGGAACGUUCUGCGCAUAGACAGCAAAUGAAGGAGCCGUAGGACGCGCUUUCCAGUGCGGAGAACACAGUGGCCAGGAGGACAGGCUGAGGACAGGAGCGUGACUCAUUCUCUGAGAACUCUGUACAAGAGCACCCUAAGAAAAGAAAACGAGGUGUUUUUAACAGAAAAUAAAUUCAUAUGAUAUAGCCA